Heterobasidion irregulare TC 32-1 is the source of this 2112-nucleotide messenger RNA. RefSeq lists its product as uncharacterized. The coding region runs from base 1 to 2112 and encodes 703 amino acids. The transcript is spliced from 6 exons. The record is from RefSeq and is a predicted model, not a curated record. NCBI's taxonomy places the organism in Eukaryota, Fungi, Basidiomycota, Agaricomycetes, Russulales, Bondarzewiaceae. Gene Ontology annotation, cellular component: nucleolus; small-subunit processome. Gene Ontology annotation, biological process: maturation of SSU-rRNA from tricistronic rRNA transcript (SSU-rRNA, 5.8S rRNA, LSU-rRNA).
AUGGUCCGCCGACGCUCCUCCAAGUCAAAAGACACAAAAUCGGGCCCGCGGCCCGUCCACAAGAAAGACGGAAAGAUAAAGCGGUGGAACAAGCCCUCCGACAUCCCUCUAGACGAGGAAGACCACUUCCAUGCAUCUAGAGACCACAUAUUGCUCGAUGGGGACGAUGGUGCUCAGGACGACGAUGACGACGGAGAGGAGGAAGUUUUUGCUCUGAAUGGAAUGCCGCAGUCUGACUCUGAGCAGUCGGAAGAGGAAGAGGACGAGGACGGCGAGGACGAGGAUGUGGAUAUGGAGGACGCGGAGGAUUCGCAACCCCCACAGAAAAAGGCAGCCAAGGCGAAGGGUAAACAUGCGUCUCGCCAGGACCUCGCCAAGGACGCCGCUUCAGACAAAUCCGACGAUGAGGACGAGGAGGAAGGCUGGGGCCACAAAAAAUCGGCGUACUAUUCGACCAACGCCGAGGAGCCGGACUCUGAAGACGACGAGGCGAACGAGCUGGAGGAGCAGGAGGCGCGCCGGCUGCAGUCGAAGUCCAGGGACGUCAUGAACGAAGACGAUUUCGGGAUGGGGGAUGUAGCGGAGCCAGACUUGCUGGACGACCCCAUAGAGGACAUCCUCGCCGACGCCCCGCCCAAAGUUGAGACGCAGCCGUUGCCGAAGGACAAGGCAUCCAUCCUCCGCCACUUGGAGAAAACAAGCCCAGAGACCCUGGCGCUGGCUAACGACUGGGACGAUGUUGCCCACAAACUUCUUCGCUCGCAGGAGAAGCUCAAACAGCUCGAGUCGGACGAGCCCGACUCACUCAGUCUCGGCAUGGUGCAUCUACACUAUCAAACCCUCCUGACAUACGCGACCACCCUCGCAUUCUACCUCCACCUCCGCGCGGGCGAGAAGUACGCCCAGCGCCCCGAGCUCCUCCGCGCGCACCCCGUCUUCGCGCGCCUGCUCCAGCUCAAGCAGGCGCUCUCCACACUCGAAGACCUCGACUUUGACCUCUCCAGCUCGGACGCGGGCUCGGGCGACGAGGACUACGACGACGACGAGGACCUGUACAUCGACGACGACGAGUUCAGCGACCUCAUGGACGAAGACGGCGGCCCCGGCCCUGGCGAGCGCGCGGGCGCGUUCGGAUCGGGCCGUGGGGCUCUCAAGCGGGACUUCGAGCACCUCACGCGGAUCUUGCGGGAGGCCGAGGAAGACGCCGCCUCCGCAACGCUUAACGGCCCCGAGCGCGCGCACCCGAAAAAGAAGGACGGCAAGGCGAAGAGCAGGUCCGAUCUCGCGCGCGGCGGCGGCGGCUCCGAGCCCCCCGCCGGCGGCCCCCCGAAGAAGAAGCGCAAGACGGACAAGGCGUCCGCGGCGCGCGUCUUCGACCUCGUCGAGCCCGAGUUCGUCUCCUCCGUCAAGAAGAGCGGCACCGCCGGCGGGUCGUCUGCGGACGGCGCCGCGGACGCGUACGGCGAUGCCGCGGCGCUCGCGGCGGCGGACGCGGAGGACAAGUCCGCGCGGCGCAAGACGCUGCGCUUCCACACGGCGAAGAUCGAGAGCGCGAGCGCGCGGCGGCGGGGGGCGCGCGCGGCGCUGGGCGGGGACGACGACGUGCCGUAUCGGGAGCGGAGGCAGGCGCGUGAGGCGCGCGCGGCGAGGGAGGCGGCGGCGCGCGGGUUGGGCACGGGCGGGGCGGAUCUGGACGGGGAGGAACCGCAGCCGAGGAAGCGGGACGAGGACGGCGACGGCGACGGCGACGGAAGUGCAGAGGAGGAGGCGGUGGACGGGUACUACGACCUCGUCCAGCGGAAGAAGAAGGAGCGCAAGGAGGAAAAACAGGCAGCCUACGACGCCGCCAAGGCCGCGUCGAUGCCCUCACUCGACGACGACGCCGAGGCGGGCGGGCCCCGGGCGCUGACGCGCGCGAUACUGAAGAACCGCGGGCUGACGCCGCACCGCUCGAAGAGCGUGCGCAACCCGCGCGUGAAGAAGCGGCAGAAGUUCGACAAGGCGAAGAAGGUGCUCGCCUCGCAGAAGGCCGUCUUCAAGGGCGGCGACGCGAGCCGGUACGAGGGCGAGCGGACGGGCAUAUCGACCGUCGUCAAGAGCGUGCGGUUCUGA